Spirometra erinaceieuropaei is the source of this 1645-nucleotide messenger RNA. The record is from the annotation of a GenBank genome assembly. Lineage: Eukaryota; Metazoa; Platyhelminthes; Cestoda; Diphyllobothriidea; Diphyllobothriidae.
AUGUUUCAAGGUCGAAGUGCUGGCAGCGUCAUUAACAAGGCGAAUGAAAUUUUCAGUGACAUGGAGGCCUUUACCCUUCUCGCCGAAGACCCGACGAAAAAGCAAGCCGCAGCCAUCAAAAAGAAGGUUAAUGAGCUCGCUCGUCUGAAUGUUAUCAGUCCAGAUGACUUCAAGAGGAUGAUGCUCAGUGAUCCUCAUAUUGCACACGCGUAUGGCCUCCCAAAUGUGCACAAAGUCGAUGUUCCGCUGAGGAUUAUAGUGCCACUCAUCGGACCACCCACUUACAAUAUAGCUAAGUGGUUAUACGAUCAUCUGAAGCGGCUCACUCAUGGAUCGGACUACAGCAUUAACAGCUCUCAAGCAUUCCUCCGCAGGAUACAAGACCUCAAAGUAAGUACUGAUGAAUGCUUCCUGUCCUUUGACUUCGGUGCCUUGUUUUCUUCCAUACAACACGAUUUGGCAAUUUAAUGCGUAACCCAAUGCCUACAGAACAAUCCUAUUGAGAUGCCAACGCAGCAUGUUAUCGAACUGCUAAACCUUUGCCUUAGGAACUAUUGUCAAUUCGAUAAUAAGUACUACCAACAGGUAAAGGGAACGCCGAUGGGCUUACCCAUAUCAGAACUGCUCGCCGAGCUAGUGUUGCAGCGACUAGAAGAGGUAGUUUUCCAAACUAUCAAGCCAACACUAUGGCUUCGCUACGUUGAUGACACCUUUGUCAUAAGAAGGACCUGCGAGGUCGAACGGCUUCACCACAGACUUAAUGACGUCUUCCCAGCCAUACAGUUUACCCGCGAAGAGGCAAUUGGAGACAGCUUGCCGUUUCUGGACAUGAGGAUACAGAAGUUGAGCGAUGGUAGCCUAGCAACAAGCGUCCAUAGGAAAGGCUCUAAUUCUGAGAUUAUCCUGAACUAUGGAAUCAACCACCCUGCAGCUCACAAAAGAAGCUGCGUCCGAACUCUGUUCCACCGGGCCUACCGUUAUUGCAACAGCAACGAUCUCCUGAACAAAGAGCUUGCUCACCUGUAUCGGUUAUUCCGCUCUAACGGUUCAGCUUUGUAAAAAACUGCCUCAGGCACCAGACACACUCGCAAGACCCCACCCCCAACGGAGAGAUUGUGACGCGAAAAUUCUACUCCUUGCCAUAUAUGCGUGGAACUUCUGAAAUAAUCGCCCGGCAGUUCAACCGCUUGGGUAUUCACGUUGCCCACAAACCGGCAUGUUCACUACGCGCAGCACUAUCUCGAGUGAAGGAUCCAUCGCGUGCGCUAAUUGCUCUUGCGUGUAUGUUGGCCAUACGGGUCGACGCAUGGGCACCCGUAUCUAUGACCACAAAUUAGCCAUCCGUCGGCGAGACCCCCUGUCCCUCAUCGUUGCCCAUGCCAUCUAGUUCGACCACCGAUUUAAUUGGGAUAGCACUGAGGUCGUCGCCAUGACAAACGCAAAGCGUGCGAGGGAAUUCCUCAAGGUCUGGUACUCCAGUGCGGGUAGUAUCAACCGCAAUGUUGACUUAGGUGCCUAUUACGAGGGUCUACGUUCACGACUGACUGGCCCCUGCCCUAAUCACGCAUCAACGACCGUGGAUACAGCCGCCCGCAUUCCGACAGAUCCACCACCCACCCUCCCCCUCCAGCACGGUGUGCCGUAG